This is a messenger RNA of Mytilus trossulus (common blue mussel), 780 nucleotides long. RefSeq names its product complement C1q-like protein 2. Bases 64 to 741 code for a protein of 225 amino acids. Gene Ontology annotation, molecular function: protein binding. Lineage: Eukaryota; Metazoa; Mollusca; Bivalvia; Mytilida; Mytilidae. The record is from RefSeq and is a predicted model, not a curated record. The transcript has 3 exons.
AUGUAACUUUUGAAAUCCUCCCGCUAGUUGUUUUUGUUUUUCAGUAUAAAAGAACGUCUGAAGAUGCUUUCGUUUUGCAUAGUUUUGUUAUUUGUCGCAUCUGUGGAUUGUUCCCUUAGUAAAUUAAAUGGAAGAAUUCCUGCAAUUAAUGGCAAAGGUGUGCCUUUGACGGUGGAUUUUGAUGUAUCGGAAUUUAACAAAAAUUUGGAAACGAUAGUGAAAGAAGACCUAGUCGCAGAGAUAAAUGACAAAUUCACUAGCUAUAUCAACGGAAGCAGGAUAACAGAGCUUGUUGAGACCGUUUGCAAUCGUGAGAUUACAUUACUAAAAGAGGAUUUGAUGAAAGAGAUAAACAACAAACCAACUUUCUUUGCUUUUCUGAAAUCCAACACUGUCUUCUCAGGAGACGACGUUCUCAAAUUUGAUAAGGUAACGACUAAUAUUGGACAAAACUACAACCCAUUAACAGGCGUGUUUACGGCACCAAAGGAAGGCGUCUACCAAAUAUCGUGCGUUAUGGUGUCUGUUGGUAGAACAGAUGUCCAUUACUGGCUCUAUAGAAACGAGGAGAGAUUUUCUUAUGGGUAUGUAAGUGCAACCGCUCAUGCGAACUCUAAUACACAGAAUUGGAUACUUGAGUUAAAGAAAGACGACCGUGUCUUCAUCCAGCACAGAAAUUCUCAAGGAGAAACCGUUCACGGUUCACGACAUUCAUAUUUUUCCGGUCAUUUGUUAUUCUAAUUUUUCAGUUUGUCAAUUCACAAUAAAUUGUAACUGUAG